GAAAAUAUCAAGGUACUUCCUUGUUGGUUUUGAAGAUCAACUCAAUUCUAGAUAGAUUGAGGUACCGGGAAAGAAGCGUGACCGUGACCUUGACAAAGGUUCCGCUGACGCCACAAUCUACUGCCAGCCGUGUGGAGAGGGCGGUAAUCGCGCUGUUGCCCAGGGCUUCUGUCAGACAUGCGAGGACUACAUGUGCGCUCCAAGUAUCGAGUACCAUACGAGAUUGAAGAUGUCCAGGAACCACACGUUGCUGCCCAAAGACAAGAUGCCCUCCUUUAACCCAUCUACAAAGAAAUCAACUGUCGCCGACACGGAGUAUUGUAAAGACCAUCCGAAGUUGAUCAAGUUUUUUUGCCCGACCCACGGCGACCUUGGCUGUGAUGACUGUGUCGUACUCGACCAUCGCACCUGUAAAGUUGAUAACAUCGCUGAUGUGGCUAAAGAAUUUGUUAAAGGAAAUGAAUUCAGAGAGCUGGAACCAUCGAUUAAACGAGUUGAAGAUCUUCUAUCCGGGUACAUAAGUAAUGUCAAGGAACUUUUUGGCGAGGUUGAAAACCAGUCUAAGGAUGAGAUGGACAGACUCAGGAAGUUCCGAGCAGAAAUCAACACCUACCUGGACAGCCGCGAGAAGGAGUUGCUCGACAACCUUCACUAAAUGAAGAACGAGGAUGAAAACGUGCUGCAUACUUUAAAAACUGAUUUUUAGUUGAUGAAAAUCGGACUUGAGGCCUUGAAGACGAAUCUAACUUCCGCUGAUGUCUCGGUGAAUCAGCGGUACGUGACGGCAAGGCGAGCUAGGAAGGAGCUGCGGGGGUUGCAUGACGAGAUGUGGAAGAUGGAUGGUAGGAUAAAAGCCCGGAAGUACCGGUUUACUAAGGACGCGGACACGGAGCGGCUGCUGGAAUCGAAAAUUGGCCUUGGAACACUGGACGUGGCGGGAGAACUUCGAUGGGAUAUUCCAGUUCCUGACCUCUCCACUGUGACAUGGAAGUAUGAGGCAGACAUUGACGUCAGAACGCCAGAGGACAAGAACACCUGCUGGAUCAUCUGCUCCGCCAUGCUGUCUCCUUUUGUCUUCCUACUGGCUGGCUACUGGAACAAGACUGUCAAACUGGUGGACAUUACCAUCCGCACCGUCACGUCCCGCCUCCAGCUGCCACAAAACAAUUUGGACGUAAGUGUGCUCCCUGAUGACCAGGCCGCCGUCACUCUUCAUACCAUAAUUCAGCUGCUGUCUACACAAGGACAGUUGUCGUGUGGAAAGACAAUAAGAGUGUCAUCCUUGUGUCGUGGUAUUGGGUAUUACUACGAAAGAUUAUACGUUUCGUACUUAUCUAACCGGCGUAUUGAAGUGAUAACAUUGGAUGGUGAUAUUAUAAGUACAUUUAAAAAGGAUGAUGGAAGAGAACUUUUCCAACGCCCACAAUAUGUGACUGUGUCAGCAUCCACACCACCGACCCUGUUCGUGUCUGAUAUAGAUGCGCAAACCGUCCUACGAGAGUACAAGGACAAGAAACUCGAAUUUCCCAUGUCCGUGGUGCAGGUAGGUCCGGGUCAGCUACUCGUGUGUGGACAGGAUAGCCACAACGUGAUGUUGCUGACGGAGAGGGACGGCAAGAUGACGGAAAUACAAAAGGACGGACUGUCCUUGCCCCACUCUGUGUCCUUCUGUCCUUACACACUUACCAUAGUUGUAGGGAUGUACCAAAAUGACUUAUUGAAGGUACUUUAUGCAAACUGACAGUGUUUCCUCGUCAUUCGUGAUGUGUCUGUCUUU
Mya arenaria is the source of this 1777-nucleotide messenger RNA. RefSeq lists its product as uncharacterized. Bases 710 to 1741 code for a protein of 343 amino acids. NCBI's taxonomy places the organism in Eukaryota, Metazoa, Mollusca, Bivalvia, Myida, Myidae. The record is from RefSeq and is a predicted model, not a curated record. The transcript has 3 exons.